Perca fluviatilis (European perch) is the source of this 2115-nucleotide messenger RNA. RefSeq names its product Kv channel-interacting protein 1-like. NCBI's taxonomy places the organism in Eukaryota, Metazoa, Chordata, Actinopteri, Perciformes, Percidae. Gene Ontology annotation, biological process: regulation of potassium ion transmembrane transport. The coding region runs from base 469 to 1116 and encodes 215 amino acids. The record is from RefSeq and is a predicted model, not a curated record. The transcript has 8 exons. Gene Ontology annotation, molecular function: calcium ion binding; potassium channel regulator activity; transmembrane transporter binding. Gene Ontology annotation, cellular component: voltage-gated potassium channel complex.
GAGAGAGAGAUCGAGAUCGAAAGAAUGUAAAAUAGGCAGCUUCAAUGACGGCGUAGACAAAGGUAGCUUCAGAGUGCGUGUACGCCCUCUAUUUCAUUCGCGCUCCCUCUCUCUCACACAUCCUCUCUCUCGCUCUCUCUUUUUCACUCACUCAGUCAGUUACACGGACACACGCACACACCCUCGAGCAGAAGCAGCAGAGCAGUGUGGUUGUGAGGCAGCAUGAGAAGUGAUAUCUGUACUUCUACACAUACAACAGCUGGCUGAUGGACUAACUUAAUUACAACACACACGCACACACACACACACACACACACACACACACACACAAACACACACACACUCACACUCACACACACACACACACACACACAGCUACUGUACGCACACUCACUAGCACACCUUGAUUAUAGGCGGGCAGACACACACAAGCUAGCACACACAACCUGUUUGCGACCAGAAGUCAACAUGGGUGUCGUGAUGGGAACAUUUACCAUGCAAUCCAAGCAGGUGAACUACCUCAAAGACAAAACUGAUGAUGACUUGGAGAUAACCAUGGUGUGCCAUCGACCCGAGGGCCUCGACCAGCUAGAAGCUAUAACCAACUUCAGCAAAAGAGAGCUCCAAGUGCUCUACCGGGGCUUUAAGAAUGAGUGUCCAAGUGGCGUCGUGAAUGAGGAUACUUUCAAGCAAAUAUACUCCCAGUUCUUCCCACAGGGAGAUGCCAGCACCUACGCACACUACCUGUUCAACGCAUUUGACACAGCACAAAGCGGCUCCAUAAAGUUUGAGGACUUUGUAGCAGCUCUGUCCAUCCUGCUGAGGGGCUCCAUCACUGAGAAGCUACAGUGGACCUUCAACCUUUACGAUGUCAACAGAGAUGGAUACAUCAACAAAGAGGAGAUGACAGGCAUCGUCAGAGCGAUAUACGACAUGAUGGGGAAGUACACUUACCCUGCCUUGAAAAAUGACGCACCCAAACAGCAUGUGGAUGCCUUCUUUCAGAAAAUGGACAAAAACAGAGACGGUGUGGUCACUCUGGAUGAAUUCAUCCUCUCUUGUCAAGAGGAUGAAAACAUCAUGAGGUCUCUACAGCUCUUUGAAAAUGUCAUCUAGAACCAGACGAAAGCGCCAAACGAGAGAAGAGAAUGGAACAAGGAAGAAAGAGAAGCAGGAGAGAUGAACAUGCAAGAGAAAAGGAACAGCAUAGCUUGAGACAAAACAUGGAUCUUGUAGCUUUGUGUGGGACGGUUGCCACAAAUCUUCAUGGAAGGCAUCUUGCUGUAACAAAUCCUAAGGGACAAACAUUUUGAAAAAUGUCCUUUGGACUUAAACCCUUCAUUUGACCUUUCUGUAACAAUUUACCUCGUCUCCAUCUCCCUCGUUUGUUGCUGUCGUUAUGCUUACGCUUACAGUCGCCUCAGACUGCGUAUUUCAUGGCAUCGUGUAAAUACUGAUUCUCACACAUUUAGUCGAAUACUUCUCUGUAUAUUGAACCACAUUCUCAAGCAGGACUGGAAUUCCUAAAAGCAGCUAAGCAGUGAGAUCAACCCAAUGCAUACUUUGUGCAUUAGAGGUGUAAUUAAUAGCUGUUUUCAUCAUGAAUUUCUGUGUCAAUACAACAAAUGUGAGCAAUAUUGUGAAGCAUGCGAGACAGAGGCCUACUACAUAUUUAACAUACAUGUGCCAUGAAAAACUUGGUGGCAAUAUAUUCAGCUAAGUAGAUACAUUUGAAAAGCUAAGGUCUGGGUGUAGCAUCUCACAAAGCCACCUCAUCCGUUUCUGAAUUCAGACACAGGCCUGGAAAGGUUUGCAGAGCUGAAUUUAAGCUUGCAGUCUUAAGUCUCGUGACAGCUUGCAGCAGUCUUCUCUACACCUAUUGUGGGUGUUCCAGUGGUGUCAGUCAGUGUUUCAAUGUUGUAACGACUCAACUGUAGAUAUUUAACUGUUGUAUUGUAUCGUGGCCGUGUGGAACAGUCUUGUCUGCGUGUUUCUGAUUCUGACUAUCUGUCUGUCUAUCUGUCAAAUUGGAUAUAACUGUAAUUAUUCUAUCUGACACUCUUUGUUAAAUAAAAAGUCAAUUUAGAGGUUUACUGGCGUACAGAUGCAAAGUGA